AUGUCAUUGGUUUUACCAAUACCAUCAGGAACAAAUUCAUCACUUUUAGAAAAUGAUUUAGGAAGAGGUUUCAGUAUUGACGAAAAUGGUGGGAAUGCUAUCAAAAACACUGUAUUCAUUUGUGAAAAAGAGAAUAUCAAUUCAACAUUUCCUAAAACAGAUUCAAAUAACUUUACAUUAAUUAGAAGUUGUGAAUCAUUAAAAUCAGCAUUAAAUGUUGGUGGAGAAAUUGGGUUAUCAUUUGGACUUCUUUAUGGAAAGGUUAUGGGUAGUUAUAUGGAAACCAAUAUUACAAAUAAUGAAACAAUGACAUUUUUAUAUUCAAGAAGAGUUGUUGAUAAAAUCGUUGAAUUAGACUAUCAUGCAAAACCAUCUAAUGAUAUUAUAAAUGAAAAAGAUAUUGAUUCACUCAGAUCAAAAUAUGGCCUAUAUUAUAUUAGUAAAAUUGAAUAUGGUUCAUUUAUAGAUGUUAAAAUUACAUUAGAUUCUUCUAAUAAUACAACAGGUGGUUAA
This is a messenger RNA of Dictyostelium discoideum AX4, 513 nucleotides long. RefSeq lists its product as hypothetical. Lineage: Eukaryota; Evosea; Eumycetozoa; Dictyosteliales; Dictyosteliaceae. The transcript has 4 exons. Bases 1 to 513 code for a protein of 170 amino acids. The record is from RefSeq and is a predicted model, not a curated record.